AAACAUAAAAAACAAUAGUAAGAGUAAAACGUAAGAGAUUUUGCCAGAAAUAAUUUAUAACGUAUAUUUAAAUAAAACCAUAUAUUUAAAUAAACCAAUCGUACGAAAAAUAUUUUUAGUUCAUAUAUUUCGAGUAUUUAUUAUAUUCCUCUCAUAAAUGUUAAAUACAUUUUAACGCACUGGGGCUGCUAUCAAAACGUAGCCCCGCCUUUUCGUUCUGAUUGGUUCAGCCACAGAUGAACAGUAAGAUGAUUGGUCGCCGGGUCCCUUUGGGACGCUGUAAUCAUGAACGACGGACGGCAUCAAUGGGAAUCAGCCAUCAGCCACAUCAGGCGCAUUGCCAGCAUCAUCUGGACCGAUUGUGCUGUACGAAGCGCGACAUAAUUCUCCAUAUUUAGAUUAGAACCUAGGCGAAAAUCAUACAGCUUUAUUGUAAAUUAAAAUGUAACAAUGUAAUAUAAGAGAAUGUAUACAAAACUUGACAUUUUAGAGACCCACAGACGUAUUCCUAUUGCGGUUCAUCGCUGUCUGAGUUGAUAGUGGGGGUGAAGUGCUCAUCCUCCUCCUCCGCUGUCGCGCUUUGUAACGAAUUGUACAUUUCAGCUAUUAUCAUUCCCAUUCAAAGGAUAUAAUACCUGACGACGAUUUUACAAAUAGCUUGCAUCUCAUACGUCCAGACCGUGCAUGCUUUUUGCAUUGGGGUGUAAGGGUAUUUGACAUCUUGCAGAGAGUCAAAGCAAUGGGAGCUCUAAGCAGACAGGAGUUCUUCCAGGAACUGGGAUCCGGUUGCUUGCUUCCGACUGUCCAACAGGGUCUAGAACAAGUAUGGCAGCUGUUACUCAUCUGCCUAGUAUGUAGGCUGCUGUGGAGAUUGGGUCUGCCCUCUUUCUUGAAACACCUGAGUACGGUGGCAGGCGGUUUUUACACUCUCUACCUGUUUUUCGAGCUACACAUGGUUUGGGUGGUGCUUCUCAGCCUCCUUUGCUACCUCAUCCUCUUCCUGUGUCGUCAUUCAAGCAGCCGCGGACCUUUCCUGUCCAUCACUAUCCUCAUCUACCUUCUUCUGGGAGAGUUUCAUAUGAUGGAUACAACAACCUGGCAUAAAAUGAGAGGUUCCCAGAUGGUAGUGGCCAUGAAGGCAAUUUCUCUUGCCUUUGACUUGGACAAAGGCAUAGUGGAGAAAGUUCCCUCUCCAGUGGAGUUCAUGGGGUACAUUUACUUUGUGGGAACUGUCAUCUUUGGACCUUGGAUCAGUUUCAACAGCUAUAUGGAUGCGGUAGAGAGUCGAAAACUUAGUGUCUCCUGGUUUAUGAAGUCAGUCUUCAGCUGUGUGAAGAGCCAGCUCUGUCUAGUCAUUUCCAACUGUAUUGCACCCUAUCUCUUUCCCUAUUUCAUCCCAGUCUUUGGAGACAAGCUGCUCCGCAACAAGAAGCGAAAGAUGAGAGGCUCUAUUAAAAGGUGGCUACAGGCCUAUGAGAACACCUUGUCCUUCCAUUUCAGUAAUUACUUCGUAAGUUACCUUGGUGAAACGACAACCACACUGGCAGGUGCUGGUUUCACAGAGGAGAAGGACAACCUUAAGUGGGACAUGACAAUAGCAAAGCCGCUUAAUGUUGAGUUUCCCAGGUCUAUGGUUGAAGUGGUCACUUCCUGGAACCUGCCCAUGUCCCGCUGGCUCAACACCUAUGUGUUUAAGAAGGCUCUCAGAUAUGGGAGCUUCACAGCCAUUAUCUUGACAUAUACAGCGAGCGCUCUGCUACAUGGUCUAAGCUUCCACAUUGGGGCAAUAUUAUUAACACUAGGCUUUAUAACAUAUAUUGAACAUGUGCUUAGGAAAAGAUUGUCAGUCAUUUUAAAUGCAUGCGUCCUCUCCAAGAGAUGUCUAUCUGACUGCAAACACAGACAUAAAAAGGAAUUGUGGGUAUAUUUAAUUAAUGGGACGUUUAGCAUGUUGGCAGUGCUACAUGUAACAUACCUGGGCUCUAUUUUUGGCUCCAGCACAGAUGACACGGAUUCGGAUGAGGACGGCAUGGCUAGCCACACCAUUCAGAAAUGGAUGCAGCUCAGCUGGACGAGCCACUGGUUGACCUUCGGCCUUUGGGUCCUGUAUCGCCUUAUUCUAUAAACACUUAGACCUACAUAGACGAGGAGAUAUUGGGAGAGGAUAGCAAUAACUGUGAUUGGAAAUUUUAUAUGACCUUACCGUAGAGGAGCCGUGGCCAUUCAUGACAUCACUGUGAACUCUGGAUGAGCGUGACUGCGGACCAGAGUCCUCAAAUCCAGGAAAAACCGCAGUACAGUUAAUAUUGAUCCACACCACUGGUUUGACAUGAACAGAACUCUACAACUACCAGGAUGUUCUGAAGCUUCCUAAAGUAGAAAAAAUCAUCAAGACCUUUUUACAAACCACAGCAAUCCACAAUAAGUGUGAAUAUUGAAUUAUUCAUAGUCAAUAUUAAUGAAUUGAUCAAGAUUUUGUUAUGACUGACUAAUAAAAAUUGUAGUUGUAGUAGGUUUUGUUUGAUGGUUUAGAACAAUUACCUUUUAGUGUGAAAAGAAUAUAAAUAUUCUCAUUGAUUGUUUCAGAAGCUCUAAAGUCAAACUACUCAAAUCAAGUUUUGUAUUGCAUCUAUUAUAUGCAUCUAUUCAGACUGUUUGUUUUUUUUUGCCACUUUCAUAUGGAAAAUCAACUAAUGCUAAUGCUUUUCCACUAAAGCACACAUUCUGCGAUUCACAAUCAGAUUAUGUCCAUUACGGUUCUCAUGUGCAACAAACAUGCCAAGUGACUUCUUUUAGUCAUAAGUUCAUCCUCAUAGGGCUCUGAAUGAACAAGUGAUAAAGUUCACAUCCUCUUUAUUGUAUGAGUUGUUUAAAUGGUGACAGUAAGUCUCUGGGUGAGUUUGAAACCCUUUGAGACACUCGAAUACUGAGACAGUAUUAGCAGUGUUUGAUAGUUUCUUAUAUUUAAACUUUUUAAAAAUGUAAAUUAUUUACGGCAACAAGAAACGGGAAAAGGAAAAGUAUAAAGUGUGUUUUUGUUUGUGUAUUUUAAUCUUUUAUUAUUAUUGCUAUUUGGUAGUGAAUAGAGUAUUGACAUCAUCAAAACAUUGAAUUAGAUGGAUUGUUUUAUGGAUGGUGUGUUUAUAUAUUAGUGCCAAACAGAACAAUAAUAAUUAAUAGCCGAUGAAUGAAUGAACACAUUUUCCAUUGAAUUACACUGUUGUUAAUCCCUAUACUUUUAUUAGUGAAUAUUAAAUAAAGAGUUUAAAUUACA
This is a messenger RNA of Megalobrama amblycephala (Wuchang bream), 3274 nucleotides long. RefSeq names its product porcupine O-acyltransferase (gene porcn). The record is from RefSeq and is a predicted model, not a curated record. Gene Ontology annotation, cellular component: endoplasmic reticulum; membrane. Gene Ontology annotation, molecular function: Wnt-protein binding; palmitoleoyltransferase activity. NCBI's taxonomy places the organism in Eukaryota, Metazoa, Chordata, Actinopteri, Cypriniformes, Xenocyprididae. The transcript is spliced from 15 exons. Bases 740 to 2125 code for a protein of 461 amino acids. Gene Ontology annotation, biological process: lipid modification; protein palmitoylation; Wnt protein secretion.